Kockovaella imperatae is the source of this 354-nucleotide messenger RNA. Its product is annotated as histone acetyltransferase subunit NuA4-domain-containing protein. Bases 1 to 354 code for a protein of 117 amino acids. Gene Ontology annotation, cellular component: NuA4 histone acetyltransferase complex. The transcript is spliced from 4 exons. The record is from RefSeq and is a predicted model, not a curated record. NCBI's taxonomy places the organism in Eukaryota, Fungi, Basidiomycota, Tremellomycetes, Tremellales, Cuniculitremaceae.
AUGAGUCAGUCUGGACCGCCUGCAGAGGCCAAGCAGGCUCAGGCAGCGGCUUUGCAAGAGCUAGAUGCUGCUCAGAAGAAGAAGCGAGCCAUAGAUACUUCGUUGGCUAAUCUCGAAGCCUCCAUCUACGCCUUUGAGGGGAGUUAUCUCGAAGAGACGAUGGCUACAGGAGGUAAUAUCAUCAAGGGCUUCGACAAUUAUCUGAAACCACCAACGGCGACUGUUAGCAAGAAGAAGCAGGACAUUACCGAAGGAGACAGGCUGUUCAGUACGAGCAGCGUGUCCUACAUGCAGAGUCUCGAGGCGCGAAAGCAAUUCGAAUAUGAAACUCUGACUUUGGCUGGACGUAGGUGA